Molecule: messenger RNA, 1993 nt
Organism: Monopterus albus (swamp eel)
Lineage: Eukaryota; Metazoa; Chordata; Actinopteri; Synbranchiformes; Synbranchidae
Product: ras-related protein rab7
Exons: 6
Coding region: 196-819 (207 amino acids)
Biological process (GO): endosome to lysosome transport; phagosome-lysosome fusion
Cellular component (GO): lysosome; late endosome; phagocytic vesicle
Molecular function (GO): GTPase activity; GTP binding
Source: RefSeq, a predicted model, not a curated record
GCUGCGAGGCUAGGUAUUAAAGAUAAUUUAGCUGUCGACGCCGAAAACGCAUUGCUUUUUUUACGGCAGACAUUUAUAGGAGCUGUUAGCUUGUUAGCUAGCCUGCGCGUUAGCCAUCGCUCCCAACCGAGGCAGAGGAAAAGUCCACUUUUGAUAUCUUUACCGCAGGAUUAUCGCCCAGACUGCUGUGGCAUAAUGACGUCAAGGAAGAAAGUACUACUCAAAGUCAUCAUUCUCGGAGACUCUGGUGUUGGGAAGACUUCGUUGAUGAACCAGUAUGUGAAUAAGAAGUUCAGUAACCAGUACAAAGCCACAAUAGGUGCUGAUUUCCUGACAAAAGAAGUAAUGGUGGAUGACAGACUUGUCACAAUGCAGAUCUGGGACACAGCAGGCCAGGAAAGGUUCCAGUCCUUAGGUGUAGCCUUCUAUCGUGGAGCUGACUGCUGUGUCCUAGUGUUUGAUGUGACAGCACCCAACACCUUUAAGACUCUAGACAGCUGGAGGGACGAGUUCCUGAUUCAAGCCAGCCCUCGAGACCCUGAGAAUUUCCCCUUUGUGGUGCUGGGCAACAAGAUUGACUUGGAGAACAGACAGGUAACAACCAAGCGAGCACAGGCUUGGUGUCAGAGUAAGAACAACAUCCCGUAUUUCGAAACCAGCGCCAAGGAGGCAAUCAACGUGGAACAGGCCUUUCAGACUAUUGCACGCAACGCUCUUAAACAGGAGACCGAAGUGGAGUUGUACAACGAGUUCCCUGAGCCAAUAAAGCUGGACAGGAACGAGCGAGCCAAGCCUUCAGCAGAGACCUGCAGCUGCUGAGGACUCUGAGGAUCAUGGGAGGGUUGUCACCACCCUCACUACCCUGUCUUGCCUUGUCUGUAUAUCCCCUUUCCCUUGGCCCACUGUGUUAAUUCCCAACAUACGAGCAGCAUCCCACACAAAGAGUAUACUACGACAACACAAACAUGCUGCACUCACCUCCUUAUGUAUACAAACCACACAUUUUCUAUAAAAUAUGAGUAUCGUAGCCCAAAGAACACCUUACGGAAACAGUAUGGCAUUUACUUGUAUGAUGCUUAUUACUUCCCAGUGUUUCCGCAUGUACGUUUUCAUAGCGGUGGUGGUUAGGGCUAAUCUUAUUUCGGUUCCUUGUGUGUCGCUGCUUUCACACCCAGAUUCGGUUAUAAUUGCUUUUAUUUGGAUCAUUUAAUAAAUUGAAGCAUUAUCUCUAUACAUGUUUGUGUUUAUGAGCAAAGAAAUCAAAGUUUCUUUAGCAGUGGUGCUUGUUUUCUUACUUUCACUGCCCACCACUUCUGCAUGAAUAGAGGAAACACUGCUCCCACCUUUUUUGUUUUUUUUUGUUUUGUUUUUUUGUUUUUUUUUUUUUGUUUUUUUAACUUGUGUGUUGUGACUUAAAUUUGUUUCACUCUCAAAAACACUUGUUACCAUGAUUUCACUUUACCUCGUGCAACCUUAAAAAGAAAACUCCGAAACAUAAACGGAGUCGGAACUGAAGUAGUGAAGGAUCGGAAAACAUGAGGGUCAGUGUGACGAUCACGAUAUCCUGCCUGCUGAUUCUUGAUAACUGGCAUAGCGAGAAUUGGAAUUCCAGUUCAAUGACAAGUCAGGCAGGCAAGUGUAUACAGCAGUUGUUUAUUAUUGUUGUUUUUCUGCACUUUGCUGUCAUCCACAGUAACUGAAGACUUGUUCAAACAUCUCAUUUUAGAGCCACAGUAAAAGCAAUUGUAGCUCAGGUUGAGGACAGUGUGUGAAUCCAGACUUGGUUCCUUGAUGCAAGUGCUGUCCGUAACAUAAUAAUUGCUAUUCCUCUAUUGGAGAAAUGAAGAUUAAUCUUGUAAUCGGUUAUUCCUGGUACAGUAUUUGACGUGGCAAUGAACCAAACCAAGACAGCACGUUGUUCUGCCUGAUGGUCCAGGAGAGGAAACAGAUUUCUUUCACAUAUCAUCCAUAUCGGAAUACAUUUCUUUUUGCU